Tinamus guttatus (white-throated tinamou) is the source of this 1740-nucleotide messenger RNA. The record is from RefSeq and is a predicted model, not a curated record. Lineage: Eukaryota; Metazoa; Chordata; Aves; Tinamiformes; Tinamidae.
AUGAGGAUAGCUGCCCACUGCGGCUUUUUGUGGACAGGCAGCAGUGUGCUGGGCUCGUGGGAGCUCGUGGGAGCAAAGGGGGGCCGGGAGCUCCUUGCUGCAGGGCUCCAGUUGCCUUUCCUACAAGCAGUCAGCCACAGGAGUCCCCAGCUGCUCCUGUGGUACCUGCACAUUUUCCUUUCCUUUAUCCUUUGCAGGAUUCACUAUCAUUUUGGAGAAUCUGGCAACUAUUCCCUCGAGGUCAAGAUCCUAAGUAGAAGCACCCAAACGGUUUCUUGUGAUCUAAGCAUCAAUGAAGACCCUAUCAACAGCUACCUCCCUAUUCUGUUUGCUUUCCUGGUUUACACGGGGAUCCUUGCUGUCAUCAUUGCUGGACACCUUCUCAUGAAAAUCGAUCCAGUCAGGAGUUGGGUUUGCAAGAAACUGAACCCUAGAGAAACAGAACGACUGAUUAAUUCCGAGCUGGGGUCGCCGAGCAGAGCGGACUCCCUCAGCAGCGACCUCUCCUCGCAGCGCCUGUGGAGCAGCGCCCCGCGGCAGCGGCUGCGCUCCCUGGACACCUUCCGAGGGCUCUCUCUUAUAAUUAUGGUGUUUGUUAACUAUGGAGGAGGAAAAUACUGGUUCUUCAAGCACGAGAGUUGGAACGGAUUAACAGUGGCAGAUCUGGUUUUCCCAUGGUUUGUGUUCAUCAUGGGGACGUCAGUAUCGCUGUCUCUGAGCUCCAUGUUGAGAUGGGGAAGUUCCAAGAAGAAGGUGCUCGUGAAGAUCCUCUGGAGAAGUUUUCUGCUAAUCCUGCUGGGAAUCGUAGUUGUCAAUCCCAAUUACUGCCUUGGACCAUUGUCCUGGGAUAAUCUGCGCAUUCCUGGGGUGCUGCAGAGGCUGGGAUUCACGUACCUCGUGGUAGCUGCUCUCCAGCUCCCGUUUACAGGAAUUGCAGCUGAGAAUGUGCCGGUGAGUCGCGAGAUGCCACCUCCGGUGCUGCAGGAUGUUCUCCCUUACUGGCCACAGUGGAUUUUCAUUUUGACAUUGGAAGUAAUUUGGCUCUGCCUGACCUUUCUGUUACCCGUGCCAGAUUGCCCCAGGGGCUACCUCGGUCCUGGGGGCAUUGGCGAUUUUGGGAAGUAUCCUAACUGCACCGGAGGGGCAGCUGGUUACAUCGACCGGUUGCUUCUUGGAGAAAAACACAUAUAUCAACAUCCCUCGUCAAGUGUGCUUUACCAAACAAAGAUGCCGUAUGACCCUGAAGGCAUCCUGGGAACAAUAAACUCUGCUGUGAUGGCAUUUCUGGGACUGCAGGCAGGAAAAAUUAUCUUGCUGUACAAAGACCAGCACAAGCAAAUUAUGAGUCGAUUCUUAAUAUGGAGCAUAGUAAUGGGAAUUAUUUCUGCUGCCUUGACAAAAUGUUCUAAAGAUGAAGGCUUUAUUCCCAUAAAUAAGAAUUUAUGGUCAAUAUCAUAUGUGACAACCAUGAGCUGCUUUGCCUUCAUCCUCCUACUGCUGAUUUAUUACCUGGUGGAUGUUAAGAGACUGUGGUCGGGUGCUCCAUUUUUCUACCCAGGAAUGAACUCAAUCCUGGUCUACAUUGGACAUGAAGUAUUUGAAAACUAUUUCCCUUUUAAGUGGAAGAUGCAAGACAGUCAAUCGCACGCAGAGCACCUGAUUCAAAACCUUACUGCGACAACUCUUUGGGUCCUAAUAUCCUAUGUACUCUACAGGAAAAGGAUAUUCUGGAAAAUCUGA